AUGACUAAGCACGAAAAGAAGGUUAAGGUUUCUACUAUCACCGAUAAGAAUGGUGACAAAGUUAAGGUCUUUGAAGAUUUAGAUAGUUUUGAAAAUUUCGUAAAGAACAGUGCGGAAGAUAAUGAAUUUGAAAAUGUACAUUGUCAAUUAAAUUAUUAUCCACCUUUCAUCAUGCAUGAAACUCAUGACGAUCCAGAUAAGAUUAAGGAUACAGAAAAUUCACAUUCUAAGAAGUUUGUUCGUCAUUUACAUCAACAUGUUGAAAAACAUUUAUUGAAGGAUAUUGGUAAUUAUUUCCAUCAACCUUUGAAAUUUAAGGAUCAUCACAAGGAAGAAGAUUUCGAACAUAUUACUUGGUCUUACAAUGAUGAAGCUACUUUGAAUGAUAAACAUUUCAAUUUAAAUAUUGAAGUUACUUGUCAUCAUGAUGAUGCAAUGGUUGCUGUUGAUUAUAAGACUUCUCCAGUAGUCUAA
Molecule: messenger RNA, 474 nt
Organism: Maudiozyma saulgeensis
Lineage: Eukaryota; Fungi; Ascomycota; Saccharomycetes; Saccharomycetales; Saccharomycetaceae
Source: the annotation of a GenBank genome assembly